AGGAGGUCACCGCGCGGCGGCCGAGAGCGAGCCGGCAUCGGCGAACGACAUGGCUUCCCGGUUCGAGAUGCGUCCGGCGCUUCGUCCGCAAAACAUCGCCGUCGUCCGCGCUGAAGAGGAGAGCUCAGCUGCACUCGCUGCCGAAUACACUCAGCGAAUCUACUGCAGAGGGUAGCGGACGACACCCCUGGCGUGUCGAUUCGGGAAGGCAGAAAGUACUUGAGCGGGCACUGUAGCAGACGACGCGAAUCCUUGGAGGAUCAAACAACGCCAUGACGCUCGGCGAGUUCGUUCUCGUGUUGCUCGAAUUCGUGCUCCUGAACGUGCAGUGCCUGUGGAUCGCGCUGCGCGGGAUGGUUCACUGGCCAGCGUCGGCGCCACCGAAGUCGGUUGCCGAAAAGGUCGUCUUGAUUACGGGAUCCGGGCAUGGCGUUGGCCGAGAACUGGCGCUCCGCUUCGCCCGUCUGGGCGCCCGCGUCGUCCUCGUCGACAUACACAAGGAGAACAACCAGUCGGUAGCGGACGAGAUCAAGCUUGAGGUGGGCGUGUCGGCGCACGCCUACCAGUGUGACGUCUCCGACGAAAGCCAGGUGCGUGAGCUUGCGCGCCGGGUGACCCAAGAGGUGGGGCCCGUCUCCAUCUUGGUGAACAAUGCCGCCGUCACUCAGUGCCAACCGCUGCUCACGCUCAGGCCCGAGCAGAUACGCCGCACACUCGACGUCAACCUGCUCUCGCACUUCUGGAUGAUACAGGAGUUCCUGCCUGGCAUGCUAGUACAGAAGGAAGGACACAUUGUCGCCAUGUCCUCCAUAGCCGGCUACGUGGGCACUGGCUACCUCACAGAUUACUGCGCAUCAAAGUUUGCGGUUCGGGGUCUGAUGUGUGCUCUGGACGAAGAACUCUACCAGCUGGGCCUGCUUGACAAGAUCAAGCUGACAACAGUCUGUCCCAUGGCCAUCAAUACCGGCAUGUUCAAGGAGCCGAAAUCAAGAUUUCCGUGGUUGGCUCCCAUCCUGGAGACAAAGGUCGUCGCUGACCGGACAUUGGACGCUAUUCUUCGAGAAGAGCUCGAAGUGGUCAUCCCGCACAGGAUUCUCAUUAUGCACCGGCUCAUGUUUUUGUUCCCGGCAAAAGCGAUGAAGCUGAUGCAGCGGUUCAUGGGUUGCACCGUUGAGCCACACGGGAGCGCUGCGUCAACCAAUGUCGCGACGUCGGCAUUCGGCUGAAGAGGCGUCUUCCGGCUCGUGCUGAGUGCGUGCAAGAGGAGAGAGACCGGCGUACCAUUUCGUUCUUGUUGUUUGAAGUUUUGUGUUGUGUGUUCGCUCGCUCGCAGCGCUCACUUGAUAUGAACUCUCGAUACGCUAGUCCAAUGGCGUUCGUUCUAGGACUGCUUGGACGAGCGGCGUCAAAACGGGUCCUGCAUGCAGGCAAGAACAAGGCAGUUGCGUUCCACGGAGUGUCUGAACUCUUGUCAGCUAUGAAACGAUCGGUGACUUUGCCAGAACCAAUAAAUUCCGGCUGUUUUAUAAGU
This is a messenger RNA of Rhipicephalus microplus (southern cattle tick), 1531 nucleotides long. RefSeq names its product 17-beta-hydroxysteroid dehydrogenase 13. The record is from RefSeq and is a predicted model, not a curated record. Gene Ontology annotation, molecular function: oxidoreductase activity, acting on the CH-OH group of donors, NAD or NADP as acceptor. Gene Ontology annotation, cellular component: lipid droplet. Lineage: Eukaryota; Metazoa; Arthropoda; Arachnida; Ixodida; Ixodidae.